CUUCCACCUCCCGCCACUCCCUCUCGUCGCCGCUGCUGCCUCGCUUCUCUCCCUUUGCGCGAAUCGCAUGGCCGCUGGUGGUCGCGGCAGACAGACAGAGGCCGACGCGUCCAGCCUGAACAAUGUCGAACGCCUCCUCCUCUGUCAGUGCGUGUAUGAAUAUGGCUCCAACUCUUGGCCAGAGGUGGCCAAAGUCCUCUCGGCACAUCCUAUGAUCUCGCGCCCAAAGACGUUCUUCACGCCCCAAACUUGUUCUGUGAUCUAUACCCAACUAAUGCAAGAGGCCCAACUUGAAUGCUCGGACGCACUCGCCGUCCGUCGUGCAUCUCUGCACCACAAGCUAGCCAGUAUACACUGGCAAAGACGUAUACAGGAACUCAAAGACUUGAUUGCUGCUGAAGAAUCGAGAUUCAAAACUCUCGUCGCAGAGAUUGACGACAUCCGUGCUGGACGAUGGGAUGAAAAAGUCAGGACAAAUCUCGGUCUGCCCACAGAAGAUUCCGAAAGUCACAAAGACGAGGAAAGCCGCACAGAAGAACCCGCGACCGAGCAGCGGGAGGCUACGCCUGCCGUAGACAUAGAGAUCGACGAAGUAGCUGGCGUCCAAGAAUCGCUGGAAGUGGCGUCUGAAACGCACAUCUCGGAGUCCGAAGUGCAAGAGGUGCAGGAGUCUGACCUCACUUCUGUUGACCAGUCCAGUCCUUCGAAGGCUGUGGAGGAACCGCUCGAAGACGUCCAUGAAACGGAAGAGGUUCCAGAAAUUGAUCUCACUGGCGAGGAUGAGACUAAGGAGCACGAGGAUACUGUCCCCGCUCCCCAGGAACCAGAGCAGGGCUCAGAAGACGACGUCGACAUGGUAGUCGAAGACCAGUCAAGCCCCUUCCCUGCACCGCCGAGUGCUGCUCCAGAAGAAGCAGAAGAGCCUACAGUGACCCCAGCAGCAGAGGCAGAGGAUGACACUACAGCACAGGCGGGGCAAGACGAGGAACCACCACCUCCAACUCCAGCGGAGUCGCCGGAGACUGCUCUCGCUGACAUGAUCGAAGACACCAACCAAGCCAAGCAAGGGGAAUCCCCAGAGUCGACAGCAUCUCCGGAUGAGGCGCAGCGAGCAGACGGCAAACGGAAGGCAACAGACCUAGAUGACUCCCUGUCCGACUCGGCGCGAGACAAGAAACGUCCGCGGGAAGACUCCGAGCCCGCUGACGACGAGGAAGCCGCACCCUCGACAGGACUCAGACGCCGGAUAGGUCGUCCGCCCGCCGUAGAUAACCCCGUCGUCUCCAAGCGCUUCCAAAACAUGAUUGGCAUGCUGCACUCCCAGAUCUCGCAGCACCGCUACGGCAACAUCUUCCACAACCCCAUCCGCAAGGCGGAGGCGCCGGACUACCACGACAUCGUGAAGCGGCCCAUGGACCUCAAGACCAUCAAGUCGCGCAUCAAGGACGGGCUGAUUGCCAACUCGCUGGAAUUCCAGAGGGACGUGUACUUGAUGUUUGCGAAUGCGAUGAUGUACAACAGGCCGGGCUCUGAGAUCUAUAACAUGGCAGAGGAGAUGAUGCAAGAGAGCGAGGUACAGAUCAACGCCUUCCGCCAGACAGAGGGCUUCCACCGGACGUAACAUCACACUCAUUUUUGCUCCAUAAUGCGAUG
Rhodofomes roseus is the source of this 1653-nucleotide messenger RNA. RefSeq lists its product as uncharacterized. The transcript has 10 exons. Gene Ontology annotation, cellular component: NuA4 histone acetyltransferase complex. Gene Ontology annotation, molecular function: protein binding. Lineage: Eukaryota; Fungi; Basidiomycota; Agaricomycetes; Polyporales; Fomitopsidaceae. The record is from RefSeq and is a predicted model, not a curated record. The coding region runs from base 68 to 1621 and encodes 517 amino acids.